This is a messenger RNA of Fusarium venenatum, 765 nucleotides long. RefSeq lists its product as uncharacterized. NCBI's taxonomy places the organism in Eukaryota, Fungi, Ascomycota, Sordariomycetes, Hypocreales, Nectriaceae. Gene Ontology annotation, molecular function: oxidoreductase activity, acting on the CH-OH group of donors, NAD or NADP as acceptor. The record is from RefSeq and is a predicted model, not a curated record.
AUGGCUGAGUCACCUCAAACUUGGGUGGUCGUUGGCGCCUCCCGAGGCAUCGGUCUUGAGUUCGUCAGACAGCUUCUGGAGGCUGGACAGUCGGUCAUCGCAACUGCACGCGAUCCGGAUAACGCAAAGCAACUAUCUAGUAUUAUUCAAGCUCAGAAAGACAGAAAAGAUUGCAUGGUUGAGAAGUGUGAUGUCACCAGCAGUGAGAGCAUCGACAACUUUGCUGCUAGAAUGAGUACAGUUGUAAAAGGUGGUACGAGAUUGGACAAUAUCAUCAUCAACGCCGGCGUACUUAAAUACCCAAACCGGGCAACAGAGUUAACAUUCCAAGACUUUGCGUAUCAUUUAACCACCAACACCAUCGGUCCCAUUAUCUGCGCCCAGAAACUGGUCAACCUGGAUCCAGAAAGUCCUCCCUCAAAGGUCAUCUUCAUCUCAUCCGACUCCGGUUCAACUACCAACUUCCUCGGCCACGAAGAUGGAUAUGCAGCAUACGGCGCAAGCAAGGCCGCGUUGAACCAGUCUCUGAGACAUAUGGCACUUGAGCUGAAGAGAAGAGGCGGAAAAUGGUCUGAAACAUGUAUUCUGGCUCUUCAUCCAGGCGAGGUCAAUACUGAUAUGGGCUCUAUUGAGAUUCCAUGGGAUUGCGGGGCUCUGUUAGAGGCUGAUGAGAGUGUACGAGGUAUGCUCAAGGUCAUCAAGGAAAAGAACUGCGAUGACAGCGGAACCUUUUGGUGCUGGGACGGUAGGAAACAUCCAUGGUAA